CACCUUACUCACUCACACCAACUACUCCAAUUUGCAGGCCUCGAGCUUUUCCCUUCGCUAUCUUUCCCAAAGCUACUGCAUCAUUUGACAAAGUCCAUUUAGGUCAUCCCCGCUGGCCGUCCUCACAUGGGACAGCUUUUCCUGCUCCGCUUUUCUCGUGAUCGGUUCUCCAGUCCAAUGCCAUCGCCACCGUCGCCAUUGUUCGACCAGUGACCGAGCCUGUCCGCUUGCCGUCUGAUUGUUGAGCCCGACGUCUCGAUUCACACCCUCUCCCUCGACUGCGCACCCGACCCACAUACCGAAAAACCUCGAAGUCUUCCUCAGUUGGACACGAGGUCUCUUGAGGUCCACCUAUAUCCCCUUUGAAAGGUCAGGGCCGGUCGUUCAGACUGCCCUUUGCACGCCGACACCAUUCCUUCUCCUCGCCCGUCCACCGAAUCUUUCCUCCACCACCGAUCGCAUUCGUCUCGCUCCAGAGCAGACCUGGAAGACCCCUCGUCCACAUUGCAGACUUCCAUAGGGAACGAAAAAGACGAAAGCCAUCGGCGCCCCUCAUACUCAGGGUCUGACUCUGACGACUUCUCCCUUUGGAGCGAUACCGGAGAUCUCGCAGAGCAGCUCACCAACAACGAGGACCCCUAUCGGAUCGAGCUAGAUCCUCUGACCCGGGAAGGUCAAAGGCUCAGAGACUCCGGUCGUGGUCACGGUGGAGGACGGAAGAAGAGAGUCGGAUUUCGAGACCAAGAUCACCUUGAGCGGGAUCAACCCCCUCUUGGGAUAGAUAAAGAGGCUAUCUUCAUUCCGGAGCCUCCACCGAGGCAGAUUACCAAGGCAGAAAGAAUAUUAGCUCUCAUCAUGGCUCCCACUGACACCGAGAGUGCCCGAGCGAAGGGGCUCGUGGGGAAGCCGUUGUUGUACUUCACAAGUGUUUUCGUAUCACUGGGUGUAUUUCUUUUUGGCUACGACCAAGGCGUCAUGUCUGGCAUUAUCACGGGUCCCUUUUUCAGAGAUGCAUUCAAUCAACCUGGCCCCGCUGAAGUUGGGACCAUGGUGGCCAUCCUCGAGGUUGGCGCACUUAUAUCAUCGCUAUGCGUCGGACGCAUUGGCGACAUCAUUGGACGUCGUAAGACUAUUCUUUAUGGAUCAAUGGUUUUCUUCGUCGGUGGGAUGCUCCAAACUCUCGCAAAUGGAAUGCCCAUGAUGAUGGUAGGGAGGCUGAUCGCGGGGUUUGGAGUCGGUGCGCUUUCCACCAUUGUACCUGUCUAUCAAUCCGAGAUCAGUCCUCCACACAAUAGAGGCAAGCUGGCCUGCAUAGAGUUUACCGGUAAUAUUACGGGUUACGCUGCAAGUGUUUGGGUCGACUACUUCUGCAGCUUUAUCCAGAGCGACCUCUCAUGGAGAGUGCCGCUGUUGAUGCAAUGUGUCAUGGGGGCACUUCUCGGGUUUGGCAGCUUGAUUAUCUGCGAAUCUCCUCGGUGGCUCCUGGACAAUGACCACGACGAGGAGGGCAUCAUUGUCAUCGCCAAUCUCUACGGCAAAGGUGACAUUCAUAACGCCAAGGCCCGACAAGAAUAUCGCGAGAUCAAAAUGAACGUCCUGCUGCAACGUCAAGAAGGAGAGCGUUCGUACUCGGACAUGUUCAAACGGUACUAUAAGCGCGUCUUUAUUGCCAUGUCGGCUCAGGCGUUCGCACAGCUGAAUGGUAUCAACGUCAUCUCGUACUACGCCCCCCUUGUUUUUGAAUCGGCAGGCUGGGUGGGACGAGACGCCAUCCUCAUGACUGGCAUUAAUGCAUUCACAUACUUGGGGUCGACAAUUCCGCCGUGGUAUCUGGUCGAUAAAUGGGGACGGCGGCCUAUUCUGUUGUCGGGGGCUGUGGCUAUGAUCAUCUCCUUGUCACUCAUCUCCUAUUUCAUCUUCAUCGACGUGCGGUGGACCCCGACCCUGGUGGUGGUUUUUGUCAUGAUUUACAAUGCAGCAUUCGGGGCCAGUUGGGGCCCUAUACCGUGGCUGUAUCCUCCUGAGAUUCUGCCACUCAGCAUUCGGGCAAAAGGUGCCAGCUUGAGUACGGCCAGCAACUGGGCGUUCAAUUUUUUGGUCGGCGAACUUACGCCCAUCCUCCAGAAAUCGAUCAAGUGGAGAUUGUACCUUGUGCACGCCUUCUUCUGCGCACUCAGUUUCGUCCUUGUUUAUUUCGUAUAUCCUGAAACGGCCAACGUCCGCCUUGAAGACAUGAACGCGCUCUUUGGAGAUGCCACAACGGCGAUGCCGACUCCCUCGACCCAGGCGGAACGAGGAUCUCUCAUGGGCGUCGGAUCGCCAUCUUCUAUCGACAUCAGACAAGGUGGCCCCCAGCCAGGUGUCUUUUCCGCGGAUGCUGCAAUUCCUGGCCUUGACAUCGACCCUCCUGAUGUCCAACUAGACGAAAACGGAAAGCCGAGAGGUAGAAGCCAGAGCAAUCAAGACGGUCUGGGGGGUUGGAUUGGUCGAAUGGUGUCCAGGACGCGCCAAGACAACAGUUCCCGCGGUCAAUAUGGGAAGAUCGGUCAAGACGAGGACUAAAGCCACAGGCGCUGGAUUUUGAAUGUUAUAUUGUGUCGACUUACUAGGUGUAUAGAUAUAGAGCUGCAACGCGGCACCGCUGCCGCGGUUGAACGACAUGGGGGUACGUCACUGUCUGCAUCUAGGGAGUCAAAAGCCGCCUGUUUGAGCCUGGGACUCUACACUGAAGGCGGGGGGGGGGG
This is a messenger RNA of Cladophialophora immunda, 2744 nucleotides long. RefSeq lists its product as uncharacterized. Lineage: Eukaryota; Fungi; Ascomycota; Eurotiomycetes; Chaetothyriales; Herpotrichiellaceae. Gene Ontology annotation, molecular function: carbohydrate:proton symporter activity. The record is from RefSeq and is a predicted model, not a curated record. The transcript is spliced from 5 exons. Gene Ontology annotation, cellular component: membrane. The coding region runs from base 856 to 2562 and encodes 568 amino acids. Gene Ontology annotation, biological process: transmembrane transport; carbohydrate transport.